Acipenser ruthenus (sterlet) is the source of this 4416-nucleotide messenger RNA. RefSeq names its product GDNF-inducible zinc finger protein 1-like. Lineage: Eukaryota; Metazoa; Chordata; Actinopteri; Acipenseriformes; Acipenseridae. Gene Ontology annotation, molecular function: protein binding; DNA-binding transcription factor activity; RNA polymerase II cis-regulatory region sequence-specific DNA binding. The record is from RefSeq and is a predicted model, not a curated record. Bases 449 to 3346 code for a protein of 965 amino acids. The transcript is spliced from 7 exons. Gene Ontology annotation, biological process: regulation of transcription by RNA polymerase II.
AUUAGCCAUGUUAAACGCAUUUUACCACACUGGAUCAUGCUUUCUUUAAGCAUUACGUAUGCUGUACAACAAAGGUAGCGGAUAGUUAAUUAAUCAUUACCCAAAGCCCUGAAAAUGAUAAACAAGUCACAAGACAUAAAGAUAAACUUACCAUAACGUACACUAUGGAAACCCCCAUUGAAAAAGCUAUUUUUAAUUGUUUAUAUUUUGUAUGUGUUACAUGUGUCUGCUCAGAUGUAGAGAAUACAGAAAAACAUGAAACAAAAAAAAAAAAACUUGACCUAUUAGACCACAGAGAAAUGGUUGAAUAAAGAUAAAAAGGGCAGGGGGUGGAGCACAAAAUGGAGUUUCGAAAGGGCUAUGCAUAACAGAUUUUGGUUGGGGGCAGGAGGUGACAAGGAAAUAAAGCAAAUUGAAUGUGCAAGGCAGGGGGCAAAAAGUCUGCAGAAUGGAGUCCAGCAGAAUCACCAUGGAAUCCAAGGCAGCUGCUUCCAACAUGCUAAAUGCUCUCCAUUCUCUGUACCAGUUUGGUUACCUCUGUGACGUGACUGUCCAGACAGUGCAACAGGGGGUCCAUGAAGAGUUUUCUGCCCACAAAGCUGUAUUAGCUGCUUCCAGCAAUUAUUUCCGGGAACUUUUUGUCAGUGAAGAGCUGUUAGUUGCUAAAUCGCCCACAGUAACCUUGCAGGACAUCUAUACAGAAGACUUCACUAGCUUCCUUGAAUUUGUCUACACUGCAAGAGUACAGAUCCAACAAGAAAAGCUACAGAGGUUGAAAGAAGUGGCUGAGAAACUGGAAUGCAAAGAUCUGUUGGAGGUUUGCAAUGGUUUCAUAGCCAAUGAGAGACAGGAUUCAAAGCUAGCACCCCCGCCUAGAGCAAUGACCUUGAGGAGUAAAAGCCCUUGCUUAGAUCAGACUUCUAAAAUAAAAUCCUCAGCUAUGACAUUUAUGCUAUGUGACCAAACCCAAAAAAAGAGUAUGCAGCAGAUUAAACAAAAACCCAAGCUCAGCAAAGAAGCAUCUACAAAAGAGAUAGGUGAGGAUGGUGCCUCCAGCAAGACCUCUGUGACAGAGUCAUCUGACCAGAAUCAAUCAAAGACAGAAGAAUCUAAGGAUGAUGAGGAUGUGGAUAAUGAUAGUGAGGAUGCUGGUGAAUUUGAUCAAAAUAAAACAGGCUGCAUAAAAUGGAUAACCCCCUUGGACUUGAACACCUGUAUAGUUAUAAGGAGGAUACCUGAGGUUAAAGAAGAGGACUGUGAAAGGAACAUUAGUCUACGAAGGUCCCUUAGGAAUGCCUCAGGUUGGCUGAAGGAGACUUAUACCUGUGAUACGUGCAAUGAGACAUUUAAGACCGUGAACAAGUAUCAGGCACAUAUGGGCAAAGAGCAUGGUAUUAAUGUUGUGGUCAAAUACAGCUGUGACUUGUGCACCCAGCUCUUUACUAACCAUAAAAACCUCAGGCAGCACAGACUAACUGUCCACAACGAUGAGCGACGCUACGCUUGCAAGUUGUGUGACAAGAGGUUCAAACGCCAAAAGGACAUUAACGACCACAUCAGAAAAGUGCACGAGAAGAAGCGGUCUCCGCAGGCUUGCCCCUAUUGUGAUAAGAUUAUCAGUUCUAAAGGUGGCCUUACUGUUCAUAUCCGAAUACACACAGGAGAAAAGCCGUACAAAUGUCCAGAUUGUCCAGCAAAAUUUGCCCAGAAGUCCUCUUUCAACACCCAUGUGAGAAACAUGCACUUGUCUGGUAUAGAAAGGAAGCCUAGACCUGUAUACUGGAAGCUUGUUCCACCAAAUGAGGAUUCUGUUUUUGACAAGGAAGUCGGUAGUAACGGCACCACCUGUAACCCAUUGGAUGAAAACAACUUAAAAGCAAACCGCAAUAAAAAAAUGAAAAACGAAGAGCAGCAAAGCUUACUGAACAAUGUAGGAAAAAAUAAUGCUGGGGAGAAGAGCAGCUUGCCUUUUAAUAAAGCAUCAACUGAUAAAAAGCCAGUGUGCUCACCUAGUACAGAAAAAUUGGAAAGUGAAGGUGAUGAAAAGGACAGGGUAGGAGGUGAAGCAGGGAAGCUGAAUGAAAAUGAUGUAAAGAGUGACGGAGGCAACCAAGAACAAGUUGAAGAAACAGAUGAGGAAGGCGAGGAUGAAUAUGAACGAGACGAAGCCUCCGGUGGCGAUUCUGAAUAUGAGGAGGAGUUGAAGGAUGGGAACGGCAGUCAAAUGAAAAGAAAAGGUAGGGGCAUGAAACUAGGAGUCGGCAUGGUCCUCAAACCCAAAAAGGAGCAGUACGUUAUCAAGUGCGAUAAGUGUGACAAGCAGUUCACCUUUCGGAAGAAAUUUGUGGCCCACUACGAAGAGGCACAUCAAUCCCUUCCGGUAAAGUUCUACAAGUGCGACACCUGUGGCAAGGCUUUUGCCAACUACAGCUGCUGGAAGGAGCACCAGGCCUGUGUGCAUUCCAAUGAGAGGAAGUUUGCAUGCACCCUCUGCAAUGCUGCCUUCAAGCGAAAGCGGGAUGUCCACACGCACUACCUACGCAGACAUGAAGGCCGGUACAAGCGUCCUCUGUGCUCCGUCUGUGGCAAGAUCCUGAGCUCCAGGACUGCCCUGGUGUUCCACAUGAGGACUCACACUGGAGAGAAGCCCUACCAGUGCUCUGUGUGCAACGGAAGGUUCGCUCAGCCAUCACAGCUCAAGCUUCACGUAAGGUCCCACACUGGAGAGAAGCCUUAUAUCUGUGAGGUGUGUGGUUCUUGUUUUUCUGGCAAAAGCAAAUUAGACAUUCACCGAAGGACACACACAGGCGAGCGGCUGUACAAAUGUGAUAUGUGUGGGAAGAGCUUUUCCACUAAGCAAUACCUGAAGUGCCACAAGCGAUGUCACCUGGGAGCCAAGCCUUUCAAGUGUGAAGUCUGUGGGAAAACAUUUGGCCUUCGAGCAUCUUUAGUUCAGCACAGUAAGGUGCACGCAGAAACUCGUCCAUAUUUCUGUGACCAGUGUGGGAAGACAUUCACCCAGCAGGGGGCUCUGCGACGUCACCAGAGAAUCCACACUGGGGAGAAGCCUUACAAAUGCAAAGCCUGUGACCGGACUUUCACUGACAUGUCUACUUUGAGAAGACAUGUUGCGGUUCAUGAUCGGAAAGCAGAUUGGAGGAGCUAUGCAAUUGAUCUCACCACCAAGAAAGUUCACAAUUGGUCCAAGAUAGAAACAUUAGGAGGGGCAUGUAUUGAUGAUAGCCCAGUGAAUCACGAUUUUACUGAUAUGCUCGAACAAGCGCAUCAAGAACUGGAAAAACACAAAGUGAGAAAAGGGACUGCGAUUCACAAUGUUAGUUCUUAAGAAAGGGUUUGUAGUAUUUGCCAGCAUGUUUAGUAUUUAGUUUAGUAAAAGUGUUUUAAUGGCACAUUAUUUUUUUGCCCGAUUUAUGUGCCCUCACAAGCUUUCUUAGAAACCAACAUUGGCAAAAUAAGUGUUGCCACUAUAUGAAUAGCUACGUAAAGGAUAGAGAAAAUAAGGUGCCAUUGUCUUUUAUAAGAAGACAGUUGUGCACCUUAAAAUCAAAACACUUGUAGAAAAGAAUAAAGUACUGUAUAUUUUAUAUGGCUGUACUGUAGAAACAUUUUUAUUGUGCUGACGUAUUCAAACAGUACAGAACAAGAAGUGGAAUAACAAAUGUUUUUGUUGUUUGUUUUUUUUAAACACGCACAUUUACAUUUGUGAGAUCAAUAAAUCAGUCAAUCAAUUUUUAUUUUAUAUAGCGCCUUUCAUAGUGGACCAGCAUCACAAAGCACUUUACAAGAUGCAGUAACAACAAGAAAAUCCUUAAUACUUUAAAUACAGAGAAAUGCAUAAUACAUGCUAUACAGUAAAAGAAAAAAAAGAAACAGUGCAUAAUACAUGAUAUGAGCAUAAUACAUUAACUAGUAGCAGCAACACGGCAGCCAAUAGCAGAUAUCAGCCUUAAAGAGCAUGGAAAGCAAGAGAGAACAAGUGGGUCUUGAGGGUUGAUUUAAAGCUAGGAGAGAGUUCAAAAGAGUCGGAGCCAUGCAGCUAAACGAGCGUUCUCCAGAUGUGGUGCACUUUUGCUUGGGGAUAACAAGCAGGCCAGAGUCGGAGGACCUCAGCUUGCGGGCAGGGACAUAGCGGGUCAGCAAGUUGAGGAGGUACGCAGAACAUUAUUUUAUAUAUAUAAUGGAGCAGCAGUGGGGAGUAUUGGUUAAGGCUCUGGACUCUUGACCGGAGGGUCGUGGGUUCAAUCCCUAGUGGGGGACACUGCUGCAAGGUACUUUACCUAGAUUGCUCCAGUAAAAACCCAACUGUAUAAAUGGGUAAUUGUAUGUAAAAAAUAAUGUAACUGUAUGUAAAAAUAAUGUGAUAUCUUGUAACAACUGUAAGUCGCCCUGGAUAAG